CACCUUCUCCAGUCAGUAGUGUGAAAAAAGGGAAGAUAACUAAAAAUAGCAUCUCCCUUUCCUGGCAGGAACCAGAUCGACCCAACGGCAUCAUCCUGGAGUACGAAAUCAAAUAUUUUGAAAAGGACCAGGAGAUGAGCUACACCAUCAUCAAAUCCAAAGAGACGACGAUUACAGCAGAUGGCUUAAAACCCGGCGCAGUGUACGUCUUCCAGAUCCGAGCCCGGACAGCUGCCGGCUACGGUGGCUUCAGCCGAAGAUUUGAGUUUGAAACCAGCCCAGUGUCAGUAGCUGCAUCCAGUGACCAGAGCCAGAUUCCUAUAAUUGUUGUGUCUGUAACAGUGGGAGUCAUUCUGCUGGCUGUGGUUAUCGGUUUCCUUCUCAGCGGAAGUUGCUGCGAUCAUGGCUGUGGGUGGGCUUCUUCUCUGCGUGCUGUUGCCUAUCCGAGCCUAACAUGGCGAUGUGGCUAUAGCAAGGCUAAGCAAGAUCCAGAAGAAGAAAAGAUGCAUUUUCAUAACGGACACAUUAAGUUGCCUGGAGUAAGGACCUACAUCGACCCGCACACCUACGAGGACCCUAACCAAGCCGUCCAUGAGUUUGCAAAGGAAAUCGAAGCUUCCUGUAUAACCAUUGAAAGAGUUAUUGGAGCUGGUGAAUUUGGGGAAGUCUGCAGUGGGCGGCUGAAACUGCAGGGGAAACGGGAGUUGCCGGUGGCUAUCAAAACCCUGAAGGUGGGCUACACGGAGAAGCAGAGGCGAGAUUUCUUGGGAGAAGCAAGCAUCAUGGGGCAGUUUGACCACCCCAACAUCAUCCACCUGGAAGGUGUCGUCACAAAAAGCAAACCAGUAAUGAUAGUAACUGAAUACAUGGAGAACGGUUCUCUGGAUACGUUUUUAAAGAAGAACGACGGGCAGUUCACGGUCAUUCAGCUGGUCGGGAUGCUGCGAGGCAUCGCAUCGGGAAUGAAGUACCUGUCUGACAUGGGUUACGUACACAGGGAUCUCGCCGCCAGGAACAUCCUCAUCAACAGCAACUUGGUCUGCAAGGUGUCCGACUUCGGCCUCUCCAGAGUUUUGGAAGAUGACCCUGAAGCGGCGUACACAACCAGGGGAGGGAAGAUCCCCAUCCGAUGGACGGCACCCGAAGCCAUCGCCUUCCGCAAAUUCACGUCGGCCAGCGACGUCUGGAGCUACGGCAUCGUGAUGUGGGAGGUGAUGUCGUACGGCGAGAGACCUUACUGGGAAAUGACGAACCAAGACGUGAUUAAAGCCGUGGAGGAAGGCUAUCGCCUGCCAAGUCCCAUGGACUGCCCUGCUGCUCUCUACCAGCUAAUGCUCGACUGCUGGCAGAAGGACCGCAACAGCAGGCCCAAGUUUGACGAAAUUGUCAGCAUGUUGGACAAGCUCAUCCGUAACCCCAGCAGCUUGAAGACGUUGGUGAAUGCAUCGAGCAGAGUAUCAAACCUGUUGGUGGAGCACAGUCCAGUGGGGAGUGGUGCCUACAGGUCGGUGGGUGAGUGGCUGGAAGCCAUCAAAAUGGGUCGGUACACGGAGAUCUUCAUGGAGAAUGGAUACAGUUCGAUGGAUGCUGUGGCUCAGGUGACCCUAGAGGAUUUGAGGCGGCUGGGAGUGACACUUGUUGGUCACCAGAAGAAGAUAAUGAACAGCCUUCAGGAGAUGAAGGUCCAGUUGGUGAAUGGGAUGGUGCCGUUGUAACGCGGUUUUAAAGUCACUUCCUCGAGUGGGUUGGUCCUGCACUUUGUACUCUAGCCUGGAGAUUUAUUUUGACUAAAAAAAAAA
Mesitornis unicolor (brown roatelo) is the source of this 1799-nucleotide messenger RNA. RefSeq names its product EPH receptor A5 (gene EPHA5). Gene Ontology annotation, cellular component: neuron projection. The record is from RefSeq and is a predicted model, not a curated record. Gene Ontology annotation, biological process: axon guidance; protein phosphorylation. Gene Ontology annotation, molecular function: transmembrane-ephrin receptor activity; protein binding; ATP binding. The annotation marks the transcript as partial. The transcript is spliced from 13 exons. Lineage: Eukaryota; Metazoa; Chordata; Aves; Mesitornithiformes; Mesitornithidae.